AUGAAGUUCAAUACCUUUGUGACUUCUGACCAAAGCAAGAAUCGAAAAAGGCAUUUCAAUGCGCCUUCCCACAUUCGCAGGAAAAUUAUGUCUUCUCUUUCUAAAGAGCUAAGACAGAAGUACAACGUUCGAUCCAUGCCCAUCCGAAAGGAUGAUGAAGUUCAGGUUGUACGAGGGCACUACAAAGGGCAGCAAAUUGGCAAAGUAGUCCAGGUUUACAGGAAAAAAUACGUCAUCUACAUUGAACGAGUGCAGCGGGAGAAGGCUAACGGCACAACUGUCCAUGUGGGCAUUCACCCCAGCAAGGUGGUUAUCACCAGACUAAAACUGGACAAAGACCGCAAAAAGAUCCUCGAACGUAAAGCCAAAUCUUGCCAAGUAGGAAAGGAAAAGGGCAAAUAUAAGGAAGAAACAAUUGAGAAGAUGCAAGAAUAA
Budorcas taxicolor (takin) is the source of this 435-nucleotide messenger RNA. Its product is annotated as 60S ribosomal protein L26-like. The coding region runs from base 1 to 435 and encodes 144 amino acids. Gene Ontology annotation, cellular component: cytosolic large ribosomal subunit; ribosome. Gene Ontology annotation, biological process: cytoplasmic translation; ribosomal large subunit biogenesis. The transcript has a single exon. Gene Ontology annotation, molecular function: RNA binding; structural constituent of ribosome. NCBI's taxonomy places the organism in Eukaryota, Metazoa, Chordata, Mammalia, Artiodactyla, Bovidae. The record is from RefSeq and is a predicted model, not a curated record.